Molecule: messenger RNA, 478 nt
Organism: Impatiens glandulifera
Lineage: Eukaryota; Viridiplantae; Streptophyta; Magnoliopsida; Ericales; Balsaminaceae
Product: protein RADIALIS-like 6
Exons: 1
Coding region: 79-312 (77 amino acids)
Molecular function (GO): DNA-binding transcription factor activity
Source: RefSeq, a predicted model, not a curated record
ACUAGAACCAAUUUUCACCUAAAUCCUUCUCUCUUUUUGUGUUUUUCUUUCCUUAAUAUAUUAUUAUUAUUUAUUAAUAUGGCUUCAUUGAGUUCGAGAAGGUCAACAUGGACCGCUGAAGAGAACAAGAUGUUCGAGAGGGCUUUGGCUCACUACGAUACCCAAACGCCGGACAGGUGGCACAACAUUGCCCGGGCUGUGGGCGGUCGCAAGACGGCAGAAGACUGCAAGUCUCACUUCCAGCUGCUUCUAGAAGAUCUCUGCAAAAUCGAGUCUGGCCGUGUUCCCUUUCCCAAUUACAUGUCAACAUAAUCAUCAUCCUAUGACCAAACCUUGCUUCUUAAGCAUACAUCAUGGUCAAAGAACCACUAUGAACAACACAAAUUCAUCUACUUUAUUUUAUUUUAUUUUAAUGUCUAUUUGUUCUAACUAAGUUUAAUGCGCCCUCUUAAUUUCUUAUCAAUUAAUUUUAACACUA